GACUGACCUCACAUGUGACACACUGACUUCCCAUCAUCUUAUUUGACUUUUAUCUCAGUUAAAUAAAUAGUGUGAAGCCUGUGUGGGAUGUUAAGAAGCACUGGUGGAAAUUAUAAAAGCUGAUAACUUUGACUUUGGGUGUAGAGUAAUUCUUCCUGCCUUCUGAGUGAUGCCUCGUUCAUUUUUGGUGAAGCGAGGAGGGCUGCACCACCUUGGAAAAAAAGCAGGGUCCUGGGAUACAUCCCUGGGGUACUCCACGGCAGAAAUACAAGGUGAUAGUGCAGUGCCGGUUGCAUUACUGCAGCAGGACCUUUCUACUUCCAACCACUCUAACGGCCACCUUCAGCCAUUCAGUCCCAAAUCUUAUGAUUGUAGAUCUGCUGAGCUCUGCAGUCCCAUCAACUCAAAUACUUUUCGCCCUGUCGAGAAAGUCGAGUCUCAAUCUCCCACAGCAGCGGUAUGGUCCAGACCUCCUGUGAGCUCAGGACAUCCAGGAAAACUGUCUGUGGGACUGGCAGACUUCACUCAGCACCCUCACUUCCUGAGGGAGACCAGGAGCAGUGGCUGCUCUAAGAUCAGUGCUCCGAGGCAAGAGUGUCCGCUCUGUAGCAAAAUAUUUUCCUGUCUGUCAAGUUUGAAGACUCACAUAUGCAAGAGUCAUGGGAGCAGAGUACCAGCACACAUCAAGUCCAGUAGGACAGACACUGCACGGUCACCAUGCAGGGGCAAGGACAGGACAUUUGGCUGUACAGUGUGUGGGAAAGUAUUCAAGCGCUCCUCCACCCUCUCCACUCAUCUGCUCAUACAUUCAGACACGCGACCAUACCCCUGCCAGUACUGUGGCAAAAGGUUCCACCAGAAGUCUGACAUGAAGAAACACACCUUCACACACACUGGUGAGAAGCCCCAUGUGUGUCAGAUAUGUGGAAAGGCGUUCAGCCAGAGCUCCAACCUCAUCACCCACAGCCGUAAACACAGGGACGACCGGCCCUACCACUGUCCACGCUGCCUCUACGGCUUCCAGCACAAAGUGGACCUCCGGCAGCACCAGGAGCACCACUGCACCUACCGCUGACUCUAACACAGCCGAGUCAACGUGUUCUCUCGUGUUAGAUAUAGUGUUUUAUAUUUAUAUGCAUAAAGGUUACUAUUAUCUGUGAUUUGUUUGAAGGUCCGGUGUGAAGGAUUUAGGGGAUUUACUGGCAGAAAUGGAACAUAAUAAAAUGAAUGUGUUUUCUUUUGUGUAUAAUCACCUGAAAAUAGGAAUGGUUGUCUUUGUGUUACCUCAGAAUGAGCUGUUUAUAUCUAGGCUACAUUGGGAGUUUGUCCUUGUCACUGGAGUCCGCUAUGUUGCACCACCAUGUUUCUAUCCAAGAACAGACAAACCAAACACUGGCUCUAGAUCAAGCCUUUCGCCUUUUCAUGUUGGCCACAGCAGCCCCUCUACGACGAGCCCAACACCAUCUGAUUCUUAUGUGAAACUGUUUUAUUCAGCGUUUUCACCUGUUUAAAUCAGUAGUCUGUUUAUUUUGAAGAAAGGGAGACCUCUGCAGAUCAUUCAGCUCCAAGUAAAACUUCUUUAACAUCUGAGGCCGUAUUCACAAACAUUCUGAGAAAACUCUAAGAGAGCUCCUAACUAAGCCUAAAACUUUUAGUUAGGAGUCCUAGCUGGGGAGUGAUUUAGGAAAGUUCUCAGAGCAACUCUGAGCAAGGAAGGGACAGAAACUUCAGUGGGAUGGUGUGGUUGACCCCGUUGCUAGGUGUAAUGUAUUCUCUUAACAGGUGUGAUUGGUUGUAUAAGAAUGGACGUUUCCAUCCCCCAUAUUGUAGGCGGCUAUUCCUCCUGCACAGACAAACACAAAUGAGAAUGAAGUGAAGAAAAGUGGGAAGAGAGUCGAUGCAUGUACGAGUUUACUGAUUGAAUAAA
Molecule: messenger RNA, 1927 nt
Organism: Epinephelus lanceolatus (giant grouper)
Lineage: Eukaryota; Metazoa; Chordata; Actinopteri; Perciformes; Serranidae
Biological process (GO): regulation of DNA-templated transcription
Molecular function (GO): DNA-binding transcription factor activity, RNA polymerase II-specific; RNA polymerase II cis-regulatory region sequence-specific DNA binding
Source: RefSeq, a predicted model, not a curated record